Molecule: messenger RNA, 858 nt
Organism: Bacidia gigantensis
Lineage: Eukaryota; Fungi; Ascomycota; Lecanoromycetes; Lecanorales; Ramalinaceae
Exons: 2
Coding region: 1-858 (285 amino acids)
Biological process (GO): lipid homeostasis
Cellular component (GO): membrane; endoplasmic reticulum
Source: RefSeq, a predicted model, not a curated record
AUGCGUGAUCCGGUCCCCGCACCCAUCAACAUUGCUCGCAUCGUCACACCGCUUGCUCAAACCCUAUCAUUGCGGACGCUGCCAUUGCAUGCUCAUGAGAUCCUUCCGGCCUUCGCUUUCUACAAUUUCCUGAACCUCUACGUCUCCCCUACCAUCUCCAGUAAACUUGCUCGGCGAACAUACCCUGACCUUCCGGAGCGCUCACGAAUCAAUUGGGAUGCCCAUGUUGUUUCGCUUGUCCAAUCAACGUUCAUCAACACAGCUGCGUUGUGGGUGAUUUGGAGUGACAGAGAAAGAUGGGAGAUGAGCGCUGUUCAAAGAGUCUGGGGCUACACUGGGAGUAUGGGUAUGGUGCAGGCAUGUAGCGCGGGAUAUUUUCUGUGGGAUUUAAUUUCUGCAAGUUUGAGGCCGGAUGUGCAUGGAUAUGGAGCGAUUGCUCAUGCAGCGGCGGCCGUAGCAAUCAGUAUGCUUGGCUUCCGGCCCUUUUGCAAUUAUUAUGGCAUCAAUUUCGUUCUUUAUGAACUUUCCACUCCAUUCUUGAACUUUCACUGGUUCAUGGACAAGCUGGAUAUGACUGGUAGUACCGCUCAGUUGAUCAAUGGUAUUGCUCUACUCGUUACCUUUGGAGGUAGUCGGCUUGUUUGGGGCACGUAUCAAAACGUCAAGAUGUACUCUGAUAUCUGGGAGGCUUUCAACACCCAAGGAGGCUUACCAGUACCUACUUGGCUUGCUGGGGUCUAUAUGCUGGCAAGUGGCACGCUUACUGGACUCAACUUAUUCUGGUUCUCCAAAAUGAUCCAAGCAUUGCUGGCAAGGUUCCAAGAUGAUAAGAAGUCAGACCAAAAGAAAAAACGAUGA